UCCAACGUUUAGCAACUCAACUCUCCACUAACACAACCGACAGUAUCAUGACAGGACGUGGUAAAGGAGGCAAAGGACUCGGUAAAGGAGGAGCGAAGCGGCAUCGUAAAGUGCUCCGGGACAACAUCCAGGGAAUUACAAAACCGGCAAUUCGUCGNGUGAAACGUAUUUCCGGCCUUAUUUACGAAGAAACUCGUGGAGUACUGAAGGUAUUCUUAGAGAACGUUAUUCGAGAUGCCGUCACCUACACCGAACACGCUAAGAGGAAGACCGUCACCGCCAUGGACGUCGUCUACGCUCUUAAACGGCAGGGCCGCACUUUGUACGGUUUCGGAGGUUAAACGUCCCUAAACUCUGCGAUACACAUCUAAAAAAAAGUCUACUGCGUGGUCUCGUCAAAUUAGUUUAAGAUUUAAAACGGUCCUUUUCAGGGCCACCAUAUACU
Cinara cedri is the source of this 445-nucleotide messenger RNA. NCBI's taxonomy places the organism in Eukaryota, Metazoa, Arthropoda, Insecta, Hemiptera, Aphididae. The record is from the annotation of a GenBank genome assembly.